Paramuricea clavata is the source of this 1267-nucleotide messenger RNA. Lineage: Eukaryota; Metazoa; Cnidaria; Anthozoa; Malacalcyonacea; Plexauridae. The record is from the annotation of a GenBank genome assembly.
ACCAAAUAAAGUAUUAGAAGCUGCCAAAUGGAUUGUAAAUAAUGGUAAUCUUUAUAAAGAUGAAGGUAUAACUUUCAAUGACACUUGGCUUGAAGAUAAUUCAAAUACUCAAAUGGUAUUUGAUGAUAGUGACAAUGAUCAAACUUCAGAGGGUUCAGAAAAUGUUCUGGACUGUAAUGCAGAAAGCUUGAAUUGUGAUACAGAAUGUAAAACCCAGCAAUCAUCUGCAUGUGAUGAUGAUGAUGAACACUGGAGUGAAGGCGAGGCAGAAAUACCUGCUGGAAUCACUGACACUAUGUUAACAUCUCCAGAUUUUGUCACUGAUAAUGAACGUCAGCAUAUUUUAAAUGUUGCACCUGGUGAGGGCAAUAGGCCUAUGAGUAUAUUUAGAGAUAAAUACUCAGAGGAAUUAGCAUAUCCGGGUAUAUUUCUAGGACAGACGCAACCAGACAAUACAAAUAGACUAACCAAAGUCCAUUAUGGUGAAAUUUGUAAAUCUGAAUUAAGGAGGUCUGACCGAAGGGCUGCAAUGUGUGUGGAAAAUAUUUUCUUUAAAACAAAGAAAUUGCAAAUGAAGAUUUUGUUUGGGCAAUUACAAGUUGCACUGAGAAAAUGUCAACGAAAUAGUGACACAAUCACUGCCGGUCAACUAAAACAACCGGGUGUAUUAGAUAACAUGAUUCAUCAUGAUCAAGGAUUUAAAUUUCUUAGAGUUGUAAGGGGUUCACCUCCAUAUUUUAAAAAAGCUAAAAAGGAUAUAUUUGCAAUGAUCAGGUAAUUAGGAUCUGCUUCAUUAUUUUGUAGUUUUUCUUCAGCGGAAACACAAUGGACUCAUUUAAUGAGAAUACUUGGUAAACUUAUUGAUAAUAAAACAUACACAGACGCUGAACUUGAAAACCUCAAUUGGGAAGAGAAAAGUAGGUUAAUUCAAAGCGAUCCUGUGACAUGUGCCAGGCAUUUUGAAGAAGAUCAAUACCACAUAUACAUUAUGUUGGUUUGAGCAGGGUAACAGCAACUAAAGGUUUAUUUAUCACUGACCUAUGUGAAGAUAAAAUAGCUGUCAAUCCUUGUGUAGCAGCUGAAAUGGAACAUUUGAGAAAUAAACGUGUACUAAAACUAAGUGUCACUUCUAUUUAUAAGAUACAUUUCUGAACGUAUAGUUAAGGACUAUAUAGUGACUAAAAAGAUCAAAGGUCGGAACUCGCCUCCAUGGAUAGAUGGUGACAUUAUCCACGCAAUACGGAAAGCUGAGGUCAUCUCCAACUGA